This is a messenger RNA of Taeniopygia guttata (zebra finch), 735 nucleotides long. RefSeq names its product SEBOX homeobox (gene SEBOX). Gene Ontology annotation, molecular function: DNA binding. The record is from RefSeq and is a predicted model, not a curated record. NCBI's taxonomy places the organism in Eukaryota, Metazoa, Chordata, Aves, Passeriformes, Estrildidae.
AUGAGCGCGGCCCCGGGUACCUCCCGCGCUCCGCAGCCGCUGCUCCGCUUCCCCGACGGGGCGGGCGGGCCGGGCGGCGGGCGGGCGGCGGGUCGGGGCGGCGCCCCGGGGCCGUGCCCCUGCCCCUGCCCCUGUCCCUGCCCGGGGGGGCCGCGGAAGCGGCGGCGGACCACGUUCAGCCGGGGGCAGCUGUCGGAGCUGGAGCGAGCCUUCGCCGCCGUGCCCUACCCGGACAUCGCCACCCGGGAGCGCCUGGCCGAGCUCACCCAGCUGCCCGAGGCCAAGAUCCAGGUCUGGUUCCAGAACCGCCGCGCCCGCAGGAUCCGUAGCGCCAAGCCGGAGCCGCCACCGCUACCGCCACUGCCGCCGCCCGGGGAGCGGGGUCCCCCCGCGGCACCUCCCGACGGCGGCAUCCCGUGCCCGGCCCCUGCCCUGCCGCCGCCGCCAUCCCACAGCCCCGCUCGGGGCCUCCCCACCUCGCUGGGCUCCAUCUCCGACCUCAUCUACAGCGCGGCCAUCACCAACCUGGGCGAGCCAUAGCCGUGGCAAGGACCCCUGACUUCUAGGGACCCUCCUGGUACCGCGGCCCCCCCGGAUUAGCGCCACGAUUUCAUUAGGGUGCGGAAUUACUGCCGGUCCCAAAGGCUCCGAGGAUGUCAUCCAAUAUCCUAAAUGCCGGUGCGGCCACAGCAGGGGCAGCUCCCCAUCAGCUCCCUAAUACCGACUAAUCUUUUG